AUGCCCGUUGGGUGCGAGCCCUGCCUGCUCCCAGCCGAGGAGAGGAGGAGGCGCAUGAGCAGGACGCAGAAGGACGUCGUGAACCAGAUACGGACGCAGGCCGGAGAGAAGAACCCUUCGUCGAGCUCCCGGAAGAAGCCAGAGCCGCACACACCUGCGGACAUCACGCUGGCGAGCGUCAUCUCCGCCAUGCAAGCGCGCACAGGAAUCAGGACCCCCUUGGAGCCGGCAGAACUGAAAGCUCUUGGGGAGCCUCUCAAGACUGCGAUGGCCACGUACAAGAAGGCACAGGUCUUGUGCAGCAGGGCACCGGGCUACGAGACAUUGUCGCACCGACCGUCAUUGGUGCUCUUCCAGGACGACCUCGUCCCGGAAGUACACGCGGUCGGCUCGUGCGUGGAGCCGGACCCGAUCCGGCAGGUUGAGCACGACAUGUCGGCGCUGAUGGCCACGGCGGAGCUGGCGCAGAGGCAGCUGCUGCAGAAGCUCCAGCUCGACGGGCUCGAGGACGCAGAGGAGUUUCCGCUGGGAGUGAUCGAAGCACAGUCGAUGGCGGUCCCAAUGGCGCAGUUCAUCUACAACCCAGGGCCCAAGAAGCAGGAGAGAGCAGAGACGAAAGCGUUCGUGCGUUAUGCACCCAGCGCUGGGCAGAAGCAGUACCAGCACCUGCUGGACUUAGCAAGGGCGACGCUGGUCUUCGAAAACUGCGAGACGCUCAUGGCGGGCCUUCAGGCGAUGUUGGAAUCCGACCUUUAUGACAUCCUCGAGGUCAGGAACCACUUCACCACGCCGCUGCGCACCGGGCGCCGAUAUGUCGACGUGCUUGUCACGGUCGAUGUGCCCCUCCCGCACGUGUGCGAGCUGAGAUUUGAGGAUGGCGAUCCUGCUGCCACCUUCCGCGCGCAGCAGCACCUCGAGGAGUUCUUGGAUGCCUUGUGCACGAUCUACAGCAAGAGGUCUUCUGUGCGACCAGAUUAUCUCCAUUAUCUGGCAGAAUCGGUGUUGGCAUCGGCGCCGGACCCGGGCAGCCUGCGGAAGUUCCGCUGCUUCUUCGCGAAGAGCUUCGGGACAUCGGUGUGUGGCUGGAGGUCGAAGUUCGGCUCGUGCGGCCGCAACUUGCAGUUCCAAGCCUUCCGCCAGGCGUGUUGCGCGCUGAAGCACCGAGAGCACACCACGGGCUACUGGAUGGCGAUGGACGCCGGCCGGGCCAACACGGUGUCGCUGUUCGAGCUGGACCCGGAGGCCGUGGUGCUCCUGACCAGGGUGCGCAGCCGGCUUCUGACGCUCGUCGACAGCAGGGUGCCCGAGGUGGUCAGAGCCGACGCCAUCUAUGUCAAGCUCAAAGAGCGGAGUCCUCCAUCGGCGCCGCUCGGGCUGAACGAGUUCCGCGCGGGAGCGAAGCCCCUCGGCGUCAGCCCCGCGGAGGCGGAUCGCGCCUUCGCCUACCUCGACGCCAAGGGGGGGGGGCCCAUGGCGUCGCUCACAGUUGCAGACAUCAACUGGCUACUCAACCUGCCAUCGAUGGUGUACUUGGAGGCGGCAUGCCUGGGGCAGACGGACUUCGCGGUCGACGAGAGGCUGAGCUCGCCGCCGCAGCGACCCCGAGCGCAGCAGGGUCUGCGGCCCGAGGCGAGCGCCGCCGGGUGUGCCCCUGCUGGCGCUGGCGCGGGCGUUGCCGCGGCUGGCCUUGCCAGUGCUGGGCUUGCUGGCGCCGGCGCCCUGUCGUGCCAGGAGGAUGCAGAGGAAGCCGCCCACGAAGACGAGGGAGGAGAGCAGGAGUACGCCGCCGACAAGGGCGAGCCGCAAGAGGAGGAGCAGGAAGAGGCAGCCGUUGACCAGGGCGAGGCACAAGAGGAGGAGCAGGAGGAAGGGGAUGACGCCGCCGACAAGGGCGAGGCGCAGGAGGAGGCGCAGGAGGCAGCAGAGGAGGACGAGGACGAGGAGGAGGGCGAGGAGGUGGAGGAGGAGAGCGGCGAGGAGGAGGCCGAGGAGGCCGACGGGCACGCCGCCGCGGACGCAGGUGAAGAUGAAGAAGAAUGUACUUUUUAGGCCCCGUCCGUUCAGAGCCACAGCCUGAGGCACCCGCUUGUUUCCCAUUGCUCGCCGCUUCAAGACACCAUGUCUCUCUAGCUGCACCGCGUGCUCUGUGUGCUCUUGUCUUUCUGCAUCGGAGCCGAGAUGUGCUGUAGGAUCGUUCGCUCGCGUCGGCCUGUGCUAAUGAGUUGAUAUGUUCCGGCCGCGGGAUUUACCCGAGCUGGAGGAUCGCGGUGCUCUGUUCGUAGUCACAGUUGGCUACCCAGCUGGCCGCAAUAUAUCCUUAAAUUUCCUCAUUCUCCGUGCAUCCCUCCACUGUUCGGUCUGCGUGGAGUGUCACGCAUGUGAUCUCCGCAAAAGUCCGCUGUUUGCCGCUGUAGCGCGCUUGCUUUCCAAUCAAGCUUUCGAAGGCCGCACGCUGCCUGCCGUCUUUCAUGCUGAUUGCUUUGCGUCCCUGAUGUAACAAGGCACCAGGGAGCGCAAUCCAGCAACGGCAGAGGCACGUUUGCAAGGGGACGUCCCUGCAUGGUUAUCUGGACCAAGUCCUGGCUUGCGAUGGCGGCAGCGUGCAGUUGACAUGCACUGGUGUUGCUAGAACGGAUGCUUCUGCGGACCGGCCCGGCGCCUGGCAGCUCCCGCGGCUCCUCUCUCUGUGGCGCUCCGACCUGCGGCGGCCCCGGGUGCCCUGCCCGCCCUCUUCGGCUGCAGCUGAAGCUCAGGAGGGG
Molecule: messenger RNA, 2759 nt
Organism: Prorocentrum cordatum
Lineage: Eukaryota; Dinophyceae; Prorocentrales; Prorocentraceae
Source: the annotation of a GenBank genome assembly